CUGAUGGCGAGGAGAACGCUGGCAGAGCGGAGGGACAGAGCGCGAGUGCAAGGAGUGCAUGCACGCACGCAGCUGCAAGCAGCGCUCGAGUUGAGUGUUGUAUUCCUCUCCUGUCGCUGUGAAUAAGCGUCGCCGUGAAUAAGUCUACUGGGCAAUUUAAAACUUCUCUAUCAGUACCAGGAAUUCUAAAUAGCGCGGGGCAUAUUUAAUGUCUGUGAUGCAGUCAUUUCAAAUUAAUUUCGACAACCCGCAGUGUACGUAUUUCGGUGGAGAAAUGGUGACUGGACGUCUGCACAUUCGCUUAGACCGCUCUACUCGUACGAGAGGUAUAGAACUUAAAUUCCGAGGUGAAGCUCGAGUUUACUGGGAGAAAAAGAUCAAGGAAAAAGAUGAAGAAGGAAAUUCUUUGAUGAGUAUUGAAGAACACACAUCCCAUGAGUUAUAUUUUGAUACUCCAUUUUAUGUUUUGGGCGGGCCGUAUAUUCUGCUGCAGCCAGGAGAACACAUAUACAACUUCAACAUGCAACUUCCAUCAGUACUUCCAUCAUCAUUCGAAGGAAAAUUAGGUUACAUACGAUAUACGUUGCUAGCUACUCUGAUUCAGGAUAUGCACGCCAACAUGGUGGCUAAGUCUGCCUUCACUGUUCUUUGUCCACUGGACCUGAACCGUGAACAAAAUGUGAAGAACCCUGUGAUGAUAUCAGAUGAUAAGUUCCUCUGCUGCUGUUGCUGCAAAUCUGGACCUAUUACUUGUGCAUUAUCAUUACCUGCAACUGGCUUUGCUCCUGGCCAGGAGAUACCUUUUAGUUUGGAAGUGGAAAAUUAUAGCAAUAGUACUGUCAGGAGUAUUCAUUUUUCUCUCAUCAAAAACGUCUCUUUCACUGUCACUCGGCCUAAGAAGGAAACAGAAACAGAAAGCACCAAAGUUGUGCAGAUGGUGCUGAAUGGUGUGGCAUCAAACGACAAAUACUCAUGGACUGAACGUUUAGAAGUUCCAUCUUUGCCACCUUCCUAUCUGAAGCACUGCACAAUCAUUGAUAUUGCAUACAGUCUUGAGGUGGAGGUUAAGAUAUCUGGUUUACAUAAAAACAUGUUCAUUCGUGUGCCAAUUGUAAUUGGGACCGUGCCUUUAGCGACACAAGCCUCCAACAGUUCAGGUGGACGUCCGGAGCAAUUUAUUCCAGCAACUGUACCCACAGCUCCUCCUGCUUAUGAAGAUUGUAUGUUGGGUGCUGUGAAUAUUCAGGAACGAGGAGAUGUUGAAAACCUUCAAGGAAACUUGAAAUUUGCUCCUCGCUAUCCUGUUUAUCGAACUCAGACGCCUUGUUAAACAUUCAAAUUGGGAACAGACCAAAGAUGAUGCCAUGAUAAAAUUCCAUUUGUAGACUAAAAAUAUUUUUUUUUAUUUUUAUGAUAAAUGUGUUAAAAAAUGAUGUAGUUUUAUAAAAAGUAUGUUAUUGCCAUGCAAAAGUGGUGAGUUUUUUAGCUAAUGUGAUUUUUGUAAUCAUUCAUUACUUUUUAUAUUGUAUACUAUGUGUUUAUUCUUUAUAUGUUCUCCAUAUUGUGUUGCGUGAAACACUUUUGGAAAUCUUAAUCUUUUAUACAAAUCUUUAAAAGAAGUAAUUUUUAAAUGGUCAUUUUAUGUAAGAGACCCACAAUAUAAAAAUAAAAAUUUUGCUUGUGAAAAAUUAAUUUUUUUAAGAUAUUCAGAAACUUUGUUACUAACAUCUUUACACUUCUGAUGCCUGAUACAAAAUGAAUUGGUGAAUGACAACUUGUAAAUCUUGAUGCUUUCUGUGUGCAGAUAAUAUUGGAUGGUAAAAUAAAUCAAUUACUAUGAUGCUAUGUUUCAAAAUUCAUAAUGUAGAAAAAAGUACAAAAUUGGGUGCUUGAGAAAAUGCCAAGAGAUUGCAAAAUAAUUUAGUUCUCAUAUAGGAAGGACAAUGCUGAUCCCCCUACAAAAGAAGUUAAUCAAUCAAGUUUAUUUUGGGCAAGAAUCUGGAAAGGGAAAUCAUACAGCAGACUUCAGUAAAAAGUUGGUCUGCAGCAGCAAAAGUGCCA
Messenger RNA from Gryllus bimaculatus (two-spotted cricket), 2061 nucleotides. The record is from the annotation of a GenBank genome assembly. Lineage: Eukaryota; Metazoa; Arthropoda; Insecta; Orthoptera; Gryllidae.